This is a messenger RNA of Tripterygium wilfordii, 780 nucleotides long. RefSeq lists its product as uncharacterized. The transcript is spliced from 2 exons. NCBI's taxonomy places the organism in Eukaryota, Viridiplantae, Streptophyta, Magnoliopsida, Celastrales, Celastraceae. The coding region runs from base 1 to 780 and encodes 259 amino acids. The record is from RefSeq and is a predicted model, not a curated record.
AUGUCUUCUGACGAUUCAAAUGAUUUGGCUACUCUACUAGCUGCGUUGAAGGCUCAAAUGGCAGAAGACAAGGCUGCAGCAAAUGCCGAGAGUGCCUCCGUCCGGGCAGAAAGCAUUGCCUUAAGGAGUAAGGUAGAGCAGUUGAUGGCCCAGCUUUCCACACUGCCUCCGACCUCACAGGUCCGUCUCAACAUCGGCUCGAUGCAGUCACUCCAUUCAUGGACUUCCUCCGCCCCCAGCAACUCUUUCGACCACAACCAAUCGCAUCGCGCUGGUGGAAAUGCCGAAAAAAUUUCAUCUCCUAACAUGCGCUCCUUCGAUGGAACCAGUGAUCCGGACGACCAUAUGGCUCAGUUUAGACAGAGUAUGCUCACCCUCACAGUGUUAAGGGAGUCUCGUGAAGCAUGCAUGUGCAGAGCGUUUGGAUGUUGUCUUACCGGUCCAGCACUACAAUGGUUCAUCAACCUCCCUAAUGCCUUCAUCAAUUCAUUCGCCCAGCUGACAGAUCUUUUCAUAAAACAGUUCACUAGCAGCAGGAGGUUGCACAAGGCUUCAGACGAUCUUUAUAAGAUCAAACGCGGGCCGGACGAAUCUCUUCGUUCAUACAUUGGUCGUUUCUUGGUGGAGAAGGUAUUGAUCCCUAGUUGUAACAUGGAAACAGUUGUCAUGACUUUUAGAAAGGGUUUGUCACCCUCCGAUGAACUCUACACGGAGUUGACGAAGUUCCCGUGCACCAACAUGGAAGAUUUGCUAGCUCGUGCAUGGGCCCAAGUGAAAUAG